Messenger RNA from Epinephelus fuscoguttatus (brown-marbled grouper), 566 nucleotides. RefSeq names its product stefin-C-like. Bases 99 to 395 code for a protein of 98 amino acids. NCBI's taxonomy places the organism in Eukaryota, Metazoa, Chordata, Actinopteri, Perciformes, Serranidae. Gene Ontology annotation, cellular component: cytosol. Gene Ontology annotation, molecular function: cysteine-type endopeptidase inhibitor activity. The record is from RefSeq and is a predicted model, not a curated record. The transcript has 3 exons.
AGUAUAAAUAUAUGUGAAAUCCAGCUUGAAAUUUACCACUUGAGACACACAGAAGCAGACAGUUAUCUUCUCCGUUAACCUCAGCAGACCUUGUGACAAUGCCUGGAGCCUGGAGUGAGACAAAGGACGCCACUGAGGAAAUUCAGAAGAUUUGUGAUCAGGUGAAGGGGCCAGUGGAGGCUGUCACAGAUCGGAAGUAUACAGUCUACAGAGCAGUCAAAUACAGGAGUCAGGUUGUGGCUGGAGAGAACUUCCUCAUCAAGGUUGAUGUUGGAGAGGACUAUGAUCAUCUGAGCGUACAUCACAAACUUCCAUGUGAUGGAGGAGAGGUUGUGCUGCGCGGUGUCGAGCAGCACAGAGCCAAAGACGCCCCGCUCGUACCUUUCACCAACUGAUCACACAACCUGUUUCAACAGUUAAACACUUAUAGGCUGCAGUCUCAUGUUAAAAUGCUCUGCUUCUUUAUUCUGAAAUGAUUUGACUUUGAUUUGGUGUUGGAGAGCACCAAGUUGAAUGCACUACAUUCUAAAGAAAACAUAAAGAUUAAAGCAUUAAAAAAAUUAUAA